AUGGACUAUGUUAUUGACGAAAGCCUGAAAUGGCAGAUUGUGCUAUCAUAUCUCUUAGUUUGUGCUCUUCUCGGCCUGAUCCUCCAAAUUCGCGAAACGAAUCGAAUUAAAUCGGAGUAUGAAAUAUACCAAUUCGAGAUGCAUAAGCGAUUUAUGAGCAUGCAUUGGCUAUUUAUGAGACAAAUCAAAAGACAUAUCGGCAUGUAUCGAAAGAAGAUCACUGACAGAGAGGAGAAGGAUGAAACCGAUGAUGAGUUCUUUGAGCCAGAAUGGAUGCCGGAAGAAGCUAAGGCCAUCGAGAACGAAGAGAAAAAGGAGGAAAAGAUGGAGACCACCAAAGAGAAGUACACCGAGCUUGAAGAGCUCAGCAAGACCGAGCCCAUCUGGACGCGAAAUCCUAACAAUAUCUCCAACGAGGAGUACGCCGAGUUCUACAAGUCCCUCACCAACGACAGGGAAGACCACCUCGCCGUCAAGCACUUCUCCGUCGAAGAUCAGCUCGAGUUCCGAGCCGUUCUCUUCCUGCCCAAGCGAGCUCCCUUCGAUCCCUUCUCGAUCAAGCUCUACGUUCGACAAGUCUUUAUCAUGGACAACUGCGAGGAAAUCAUCCCCGAGUACCUUAAUUUCGUCAAGGGUGUUGUCGACUCGGAAGAUCUUCCUUUGAACAUCUCUCGAGAGAAUCUCCAUCAGUCCAAAAUCUUCAAGGUCAUCCGAAAGAACCUCGUCAAGAAGUGCAUCGAACUCUUCGAGGAACUCGCCGAGGACAAAGACAGCUACAAAAUCUUCUACGAGCAGUUCGGUCGAAACAUCAAGCUUGGCAUCCACGAGGAUUCCAACAACCGAACCAAGAUCGCCAAGCUCCUCCGAUGGAAAUCAUCCUUCGAUGGCGGCGAGGAGCUCACCAACCUCACAGACUACGUCAGCCGAAUGAAAGAUGGUCAGAAAGAUAUCUACUUCAUCACUGGCGAGUCUGUCGAUAUUGUCAAGAAAUCCGCCUUUGUCGAGCGUGUGACAAAGCGAGGCUUCGAGGUUCUCUACCUGUGUGAGCCGAACGACGAGUACUGCGUCCAGCAACUCCAAGAAUUCGACGGCAAGAACAUCGUCUCCGUCACCAACGAGGCUCUUGAGCUCCCCGAGGAUGAAGAGGAGAAGAAAAAGUUCGAGGAGACCAAGGACACCGUGAAAACUCCUCAACGACCCACAUUCCAUAAAGUUAAAAAACGGCUCAUAAAAAAAACUCCUGAUAACGUUCCGAACGAGAAGAAGAAACCGAUAAAACAUUUUAUUCGAAAGAAAUCAACGAUGCGAGAAUCACGAUCAGAAACGACCUCGACAUCAACAGAGCCAGGGAAGCGAGAUCCCCCUUCCGAAGCCUAUCAAAACUACGAAAAAAUCAACUUCUCAUUUGCGCGAAUCACGGUCAGAGACAACCUCGACAUCAACAGAGCCAGCUGCCCCAACGAAUCAACCAGAAAACGCACCUCGGGUCGUGAGAACUAA
Molecule: messenger RNA, 1500 nt
Organism: Oikopleura dioica
Lineage: Eukaryota; Metazoa; Chordata; Appendicularia; Copelata; Oikopleuridae
Source: the annotation of a GenBank genome assembly